CGUCCAGUCCCGCCCAUCAGCUGGGAGGGAGGCAGCUUGAGCUCCGCACAAGACCAGCCCCGUCCGCCGUGUCACAGCGUGGAGGAGGCGGCAACGGGCAGGCCAAGAGAGGCGGCUGGGAGGAGUGAGAAGAAGCAGGCGAGAAGAAAUAGGGGACGCACACACACACACACGCGCACAUGCACACACACAGUGGGAAGGAGAGGAAGACCCUUGUGGUGCACAUUUAUUUUUAGACACCAGGAAUUUUUCUUUGUGUUUCUCUGCUGCUUUUAUUAACCGCUCCCUGAUUGGAGUUUGCAUUGUGCUUCUUUUUUCUUCUUUUUUUAAAAUAUCAGUUGCAGUCAGGGUUUUGCUCGUUCCUUCUCUUCGGCCGUUCUGCUGCAAGUUGUGCUGCGGAGUUUGGAUUGCUGUGGUGAUCGGCGUGCGCCUCUCGGAGCGCGUCUGUCAGAGCGUCUGUCAGAGCGCCAGCGGGGGUAACCGCCGGUGACAGCGGGGCUCGGGCGAAGCUCGGCUGGGGACAGACCGCGGGCGAGCGAGUCCGGGAGAGAGCGAGAGAGAGGGAGAGCAACUGAAGCAGGAGAGCGGGGAAACGAGCGAGAGCCGGCUUUUUCGGAGAAGUGAACACUGCCAUUCGCCCUCCCCCCCUCCUCCUCCUCCUCCUCCUCCUCCUCCUUUCCCUCCCUCUCCCUCCGUCCUCUCCUCUCCCGUACCGGGGAAUCCGGGAUCGCCACAGCCGCCGCCGUCGCCUCCUUUUCAUCAUUGUCACUGUCACCAUCCUCAUCCUCACCCGCUCCUCUCAGAGCUUCCAAAGAGAGAGAGAGAGAGAGGAGGAGGGGGGUCGUCUGCCUCAGAGGGGAGUAUUGGGAAGUGAUCAGAGGUCGCGGGACUGUCAAACUCCAGGAGACGCCGUUAUCCAGGGACUCCCGCGGGGGCCUGCUGUCCGACAGCCACUUCCUCUUUGUCUCCCUCCGUCUCCGAGACGGGGUCUGCCCGCUCCUGAGAACCAGGAGAGCCCGCAGCACAGACGCCCUGCCAGCGAGUUUCCUGCCACAGCUAUACCGAUUCCAGCUACAUGGGAAAACGAUUGGAACAGCAACCAAUGUACCCCCAGUACACCUACUACUACCCUCAUUAUCUGCAGACCAAGCAGUCAUAUGCUCCACCCCCUCACCCCAUGGCUCCGCCCAGCCCCACGUCAAACAGCUGCAGCCAGAGCGGAGCAGAGCAGCUCAGUAAAACCAACCUGUACAUCCGCGGCCUUCCUCCUGGGACCACUGACCAGGACCUCAUCAAGCUCUGCCAACCAUAUGGAAAAAUAGUGUCAACAAAGGCAAUUCUGGACAAAAACACCAACCAGUGUAAAGGUUAUGGCUUUGUGGAUUUCGACAGCCCAGCAGCUGCACAAAAAGCAGUGUCGUCACUCAAGGCCAAUGGAGUGCAGGCCCAGAUGGCUAAGCAACAGGAGCAGGACCCCACCAACCUGUACAUCUCCAACCUGCCGGUGUCCAUGGACGAGCAGGAGCUGGAGACCAUGCUCAAGCCCUUCGGCCACGUCAUCUCCACGCGGAUCCUGAGGGACGCCAACGGAGUCAGCCGAGGGGUGGGCUUUGCCAGGAUGGAGUCCACUGAAAAAUGUGAGGUGGUGAUACAGCACUUCAACGGGAAAUACCUGAAAACUCCUCCAGGCAUUCCAGCCCCCACCGAACCACUGCUGUGCAAAUUUGCCGACGGAGGGCAGAAGAAGAGACAGAGCCAGAGCAAAUACCCGCAGAACGGACGGCCGUGGCACAGAGAAGGCGAGACUGGUAUGGCAUUAACGUUUGAUCCUGCCAUGCAAAAUGGGUUCUAUUCCUCGCCUUACAGCAUCGCCACGAACCGUAUGAUUGCACAGACGUCCAUCACACCCUUCAUCGCUGCUUCUCCUGUUUCCACAUAUCAGGUCCAGAGCACUUCAUGGAUGCCUCACCAACAGUAUGUUAUGCAACCAACAGGUGCUGUGAUCACGCCAGCCAUGGACCACACCAUGUCCAUGCAGCCCGCCAGCAUGAUGGGGCCCCUCACCCAGCAGAUGAACCACCUGUCCCUGGGUUCAACAGGAAGUUACAUGACCGCUGCGGCUGCUGCAGCGCCUAUGCAAGGGACCUACAUUCCCCAGUAUGCUCCUGUGCCUCCGACCGCCGUCCCCGUGGAAGGAGUGGUCACUGAUGCCUCGCCCCAGACAGUCGCUGCCGUGUCACAGGAGGCCGGCGGUCAGCAGCAGCACAUACAGGUCGAGGCCAGCGACCAUGUCCCUGCCUACUCGUACCAGUCCAAAUAACGACGGGACAAGAGAAUGUUCCAGCAACAGUGUUGCCUUGAGACAGGGGGAGUGCACUGAGACUGUUUCCAGAUCACCCAGGCACAAAAAGAGAUCAUUUUCUUUUUUCCACCUGGCUCAGAUGAAGAGGGGAGAGGAGGGGGUUGCUGGGUGUGGUACAGAGAGGGGGGUUUCAUCUGGUAGCCUUUGGGACACGGGUUGGACUGGCAUUGAACUGUUUCUCCAAGGAAUUCCUCAUACAAACAAAAAAGUAGAAAAGGAAAAACCUCGAAUGGUCGGGUGGGUGGUGAGAUGUUUUUUUGUUUAAUUAAAAGGAAUGAAAGAACGUUCGAGAAACAGGUUCUCUUCCUCAGAUAUUAAGCUAUUCUAUCUUUUCAUUUUUGUAUUGUGUCAAAUUUAAUUUUUCUUGACAACUUUAGCAAGGUUUUUUUCUUGAAUCUUUAUGCCUUAAUUUUGCGGAUGUUGGGGACUAUUCCAAGUGAUAUGUCCAGCGUCUUGUUUAGGAAAAAAAAUGAAUGGAUGAAUAUGUCCUUUGGACCAACUGAAUGGUACAAAAUACUACCCGAGUUGAGCUACAGAGAGAAAAUGUAUUACUUAAACUGUACAGAUUUAAUAGAGAAGUAUUCCUUUGUCAGAAGAACACUUAGUUAAUAAUUAUCAGUCAGUCCGAAUUAAUUGUCUUGCAAGAGACAAAAAGUUCAUUCUAGAAGACAGCAGGCAAAUAGGAAUUUUUUUUCACUACAAGGAAAAACUGCUGCAUUGUAGUGUAAAUGCAGUUUGUUGCAAAAUGCUGAUCUUGUUUUUUUUUACUUUCAUGGCAGAAUUGCUAUUGAUGGCAUUAGUGCUUUUUAUCUGCGACCUUUCACCUUUUUAUAAGCUUCAUGAUGUUUUUAGCCUGCUUUGCUUGUCAAAUUGCAAACAAAAAAAAAAAAGCGAUAAACUGGCAACGAUAAACUACAUAGAUACAGUAGGAGCUUACGGUUAAAACCAAUCAGCGCAAAAGCAAUAGAAGAAAUUGUUGACAAUUUCUGUAGUCUUUCCUAGUUGUGGAUCUAAUGCAGCCCGACCAGAGGCCGUUUUUAUACCAAAGAUGAAGAGAAACUCUGAAGCAGAGUUUUUUUUUUUUUUUUUUAUGUUCGAUCUCGUCGUUGUUAUUGUUGUUGUUGCUGAUCUUGUUCUUGUUGUCGUUGAUGCUGUUGUUGCUGUUGAUGUGGUUGUUUUUAUUUUUGACCUAAAUGGCCGGACCAGUACUUCCUGUUGUUUCUCGGUUUAAGCUACCUUCCCGCGACAUUUGUGUCACUCAGAAGCGAACUGAUUGGAAUCCGCGAGGCGUUCAGAGACAAGCCAACCAACCGUCGCUCCCAUUCACGUGAGAGACCGUCCGUCCAUUUUACGCACCUCAUAUUCUGUACUGCUCACAGGAAAACAGGGCCUGGAGGAAAACAGCAGGAAACGCUGGGGGGGGAAGAGGGGGGGAAUUGCGCUUGACGUGUUUCUCUUUGGCCUCGUCGGUUGAGCGAUUUCUAUCCUGCGCUUGUCUCUCUGAGAGAUAGCUGUGAACGAUGGUGCUCUUAAGUCUCAAGGCUGGGCUGGGAAUCUUCCUGUGCUUUUGUUUUGAUUUUGUCAUUAAUCAAAGAGACACGUUAGGGCCGGAGAAAAAGAAAACUGUUCACCUUACACCUCCGUGUAUUUAAACUGUAUAUCCAGCUACCUCAGUCUUUGGUCAUUCCGUCAUUCGAAGCGAGAAAGAAAAAAAAAACAUUUUGAAGAGGCUGAAUUUAAACAUACAUUAACCACAUUUGAGUUGUUUUGUCCUGGACCUCACACCCCAGCUAGGAGUGAGUACUGAAAAUAAACCUUGCAUUGGAUAUCUCUUUAGAUGGGUUUCUUCCAUUUAGACAUUUCUAAGAGUGUGCUCAUUUUUAAAGUAUCCUGCUCAAUUUCAUAGUGAAGUGACCAGUCUUAAAAGACUUUUCUUUUGUAAAGGUAGCUCUGGAGAUGGACCAAUGGAAAGGAAGCUCUGUUUUGAGUUUUGCCUACAGUUGGAAGCUGUCUAAAAGCACAGCCAAGAGCAUAACAAACUUACCACCACCCCCCCCCCCCUUUCCUGCACUCUCCUAUAAUGCUAAGUUUCACAUAAGCUUCAGUGCGGGAGAUUGUCCGAGCUGAGGAGUCUGUGGAGCGGGGAGCGGGCCAGGCUCAUUGGCGGCUCUGCGUCCGGGGCAGCGUGUCGCUCUGGUCUCCAUGGCGCCGGCGGCAGACGCCUCGUUUGACUGAGCUCCAGAGCAUGGCUGAUGGGCCCGGUUUAUCGCCGCAGUUUCCAAGGCCACGGAGGCGGAACAGAAACCAAAUUUAGUCAUGAGCUCAAUGGGCCUGGAAGUCCCAAUUUGUUUCCCCGGCGACUCUAAGAUGCACGCCCGCCUGCUUCCCCAGCUCCUCUCAUUGGCCGGAAAGAGAGGCUUUUGUGUUUGAACAAUCCUUGAGAUGCCUAGGUGAGAGCACAAGCUUUAAGCAAUGUGUGUCGGGGCUUAGGGGAAAGAGUGAUAGUCACACUUAGGUCUGACAGGUUCAUCUAUGACAUGUGCAGCACGCGUUAAAAAAAGUUUUAAACAAUCAAAUUGUUUAAUUGAGUGCCUUGUUGUUAAUCUUCCAAUGAUUCCUGUUACCACAAAGUAGAAAAGCACAUCAAAGAGUAAUCCUCAUUGGCGACUUCUCUUUUUUGCACUUUUUUUUGUCCUUUGAUGCUCCAAAUUUACAACAGUUUCUGCGGUGCUGAGAGAGUAAAGCUCACGAUGUGCUAAUUCAGCUAAGUGAUGACAUCACAAGGCCUGCUGACAGUGAACCCCAUUGGGCAUCCAUGGCGGAGUGAUGACACUGUUCAUCAUUACUAGCCUCUUUCAUUUCAGUAUCAAUACCCAACUAGAAAAGGCCAGUCAAUCUUGUUGAAUUAUUAUGUUAUAGUAAUUCACAAUAUAAUAAUAGCCUAUCAUUCACAAAAAUUGAUGUAGGCAAUAACAACUGAAAAAACAUAGGAUUUGCAUUGUGACAAAUGUUUGUAAAACUACGCUAAACAAAAUACAUUUUAUUUGAUUUGAAAGAAAGCAUUACAAUAUAAUUUUUUAUUAUUGAAUAUAUCAAGAUCACAUUGAUUAUUCAAGCUUAUGUCGUGCCUGAAGAGAAACUGUGUAAUAUGUAUGGAAAUGACAGAAAAUUCCUGAAAGGAACACAAUUCUUUCCACCUAUUGAAAGAGGCAGUGUAAAUGCUAAGAAAUUACUGGACCAUGCUUGAUUCUCAUCGUCAACCUUAACCAGGGGCCAAUAAAAUUGGGUUAACCUGUCAAAAAGAAACCACCAUACAUUCUUCAUUGUAAUGACAUGUUUGCAUUAUAUCCUCAACAGCUUAAAUACACAAGGGGGAAUUCCUUUUUUGUAAGGACAGUUAAAUUUUCCUAUUUUCAUUUUGUUUUCCAGUGUUUGUUUUCAUUCUUUUUUUUGUACUGGCUCACUAAUGGAGUUUUAUGCAGUUGGGUACAUUAGUUACUGGAAGGAAAUGUCUGGCACCAGCCAGAGUUCUCCUGGGGUUUUUCUCUGUGUACGUCAGUGAGGUGUUUUAUUGUCAUCUCACGGAAAGAGAAAAAUGGUCCUCUUUAUCAGACAGAAAAAUUAUCCAGACAGACACUGAGAAUGUCGCUUCAAGUAUGCCAGCAUGCCGAAGGGGGAGUGUUUAUACUGAGGAGUUUUUACUGGGGACAAAAGUUUGAAUUUAGUUUCACAUAACAAUAGUCUCUGAGGAAGGCUGUGGAAAAAAAACCUUACUGAAAGUGGAACAACUUCUGAAGUCCAUGGGACCCACAGUCUCUUAAAAUGUCAUUUGUGGAGAGACAUUCCAAGGGGUGCAGACCAUUAUUAACCCAAAAUGCAUUGCUAGUCUGCUCUCGUUGAAAUGAGUCCCAGAGCCUCUUCACAUACUCACAGAAUUCUAAUGCUUCUUGUUUUGUGCACCAACCAUGGAUACUAAUCCAUCAGAGAAACGUGUGGGAUUGAGGAGCACUCUCCCCAGGAAAACUGGUAAUUGGCAGACAUUUUUUCUAAUACACAAUUUUCUAAUAGUGAAACAGGUGUUUGGUCAUUUGUAAUUGGGCAUUUUAUUCUACGGUUUCUCACACUGAGAAGUGGCUUCACAGGGGUACGAUGCUACCUGUCGGUAUUGUCCUGGCCCAGACACAGGAAGCAGAACUUUUGCAGGAUUUUGGCUGUGGUGCCUCUGCUAUUUGGGGUUUUGGUCCCACAUUUCAACAGUAAAAUCGAUCUGACUUGCGUGUGGUGAGUGCUGUUAGGAAUUACAGUGCAUGAUGAGCCUGCUGAGCGGAAUUUCUGUAUGUUGGGAAGUGUGUUGGGACAUAGAAGUUGUGUAAUGCACCCAUUGGUAUUAAACGGGCAGCAUUUCACCAGUGUGAAACCAAACACACCCAUGUGCUGCAUCAGAAAGGCAGAACUCAAAAUGAAUGAGAAAGGGCUCAUUUUCUCAACCUGGACCAAGAGUUUCUGUGAUCCCUACAAGGCCCCAUGAAAUAUUGAUUUCUGCGUCUCAGAGGACAUGCAUUUUAGUAGGACAAACAGCGGGGGGGAUCUUCUGUAACCAGCUGACACUGAAGAUUUAUCGCUAUGAAUUUAACAGUUUAUUGUAUUACCAUAGGAAUUUCUUUCCCGCAUAAAUUUCCCCGCAAUGGGAAAAGGAUAGGCUGUAUCGUAAUGGCUUCAGUGUGACUGGUUUGUUUUUAUUGUGUUUUAUUUUUUGUUUUUUCUGGGUGGGGGGGUGAACACAACAGACUGAGACGGAGCUGAACCCUCAGCAUUGCGCUGUGUAAGAGAGUGAGGUUGCGUUCUAACGCUCGUCAUGCUGUGCCGGCCGUUGAAUCAGCUGUACAGACUAAAUCAGGAUUCUGACCCGUUUCAGUGCUUAUGAACAGAGAGUGGGGGGUUCCUCAGUGUCCUGGCCACGUGCCCAGUAUGGAUCUCCCACUCUGGGCAUCUGAUCACCUCCCAGUGUAAUUGGCUUAAUAAACCCGUCCUCCGCCCAGCUCUGCUGAUGUGUGGUGAGUGAGCUGCUGUGCAUCACCCGGGCUGGAGCUCCAUAUUGAUCAUGGCCGGGCUGAGGGUCCUCUCCUUCACUGAAAAGCCUCAAGCCAAGAUGAGAUAAAGGCACUAUAUAAUUUCAAUACAUAUUAUUAUUAUUAUUAUUAUUAUCCACAAACUAUUUGGAAUCUUCAGACUAUGAUUCACCAAAAUCUCCACCCCUGUUUGUUGCCAACAGCUGCAGAAAAAGCAAGCCAGCCGCUUGUUCUUGAUAUUUGGCUGAGGAAAGAUACAGCUUUGUCGUGUUUUCAUGAGUUGUUUUUUUCUGCCUUCCUUUUUUCUUUACUUUCUUUUUUUUUGAGAAACAACUCAAUCAUGAGUUAGCUGCUAAAGAGAAUUGAAUAAUGGAGAGCCAGAUCGUUGGGGAAGGUGUUGACUGCUGUAUGCUCCCUAGAGCUGACACAACUUUCCUUGACCUGUACAUGUUCAGAUGCUAGAAUUUCUUCUGUAUCAAACACACAUUAACACGACUGGGUUUCUCCUUUAAGAAAUUUGUUUGGGUUAUGUUUUCCAGCCAUUUAAAUCCAGCUAUGAGCUUCAUAUAGUGGAUCAAACCUGCGCUCCCAAUGGGUAGUGGCAGGAUGAUGCUCUAUCAAAUUACAGCUUGUCUAGGCCUCUUUUUUUUUUAGAGUCAGAGGAACUGGUGCGUACAUAAAAGUGUUCAAAUCCCCAGAUUCAUAGUUUCAGAGCCAAAUGGAAUCUCUGCACUCAUCUAAAUGGGACUGGGAGGGAACAAAAUCUGGUCUCUUAUAUUUAUCAAACUGCAGGACUGUGAAGCAGCAGCCGCACCCAUUUUCCUCCACGCUGUGCGGGAGUGAAUCAUGCAAAGUGAAGCACUCAGUCUGAAGCAGAAGUUGCCAAGGAUAUUUAUCCUUGUUGUCAACAGUGACAUGAAACCUGUAAGUUUGGUAGACACGCUGAAAAAAAAGUGAGACCGGGUUCAUAUAACCAAGAAAUAAAUAAACAAAUUGAGAGACUGUGUUCCCUGGACGUGACAGUUUUAUGAAAGCGCCCCGGUGUCUGAAGCCCAAAACACGCCCCGCCUCGCCCGGUCAGAGCGCAGUGCCAUCGCUGGCCCACUAAAUCGGCCCGCGUCAGAGUGCCACUGACCCUUAUGAGAGCGUCGCGCGGGGUUGCAUAGUAAAUCGCCAGCCGUAAAUCUGAAGUGGCCGUCCACACAGGGCCUGCGUGCCACUGCCAAGGACUUACGGUCCGCAGUGCUGAAAGCCUGCAGGGCGCUGUGAAUGAAACACGGCCUGGCACGCACAGGCUGACUUAAAGUAAGACUGCAAAUUCAAAACACACCUCUUUAAUUUCAGCAAUCGGCGCAUAAACCACUACAAAUUAAAUUAAGCGUAAUAGUUGCAUGUAUCAUUAACCCACGGAUUGAUUAUUUGAUUAUAGGAUUUUCACCUUCGGUUUCAUAUCAGUGUGCAGCUCUCUACCCUUAUAUGUGUGGUAAUGCGUUUUAAUAGGAAAGGUGCCACUGCACAGCAGGUUGAGCACACCUUCAAGCCAGAACGCAUUACGAAAAGCCAUCAUCCAGAAGUGGCAACCCUCCACUACCCAGCAUGCACAGGGGCGCGGCGCUCUCAUUUGCUGUCUGUGCCAUCCCCGCUGCUUCUCCCGUGAGCAGCUGGCUUCCCUCUUACCUCAUUUGAGUGGCCCAUCCGGGGAGACUUUGAUUAAUGGGGGGCCCCCGUCGCCGCGAAUGCGGGCGCGCACGUGGGGGCCCCUCGGCCGCCUGGCGCCGGGUCUGUUCAGACCCUCCCAAGUAAUGAGGCGGCCUUGGCAAGCUUCCGGAAGCUUCUUUUGUCCCUGCUCUGUGUUUAACCCUGAUGGAUUAGCUUAACUGCCUCUCAAGCCUUGCUGGCUUCAGUGUUGGGUCCCGGUCCCAGUGAGGGCGGUCGGCCUGGCACCCCUGUGCUCAGCCAUCGCCCUGCUUCAGACCGCACCUCGGUAAAAUACAACAGGUGUUGACCGCAGGGCCUCCUUCGCCCCGACCACCUGCUCCAGAUAUCCGACUCAUCCGUUUUGUCAGAAAAUAUUCUGUGGAUCCUGUGCGUUCAAUUUGCGGCAAGGGCAACGUGCCCCUCUCCCCCAGAACAGCUGGAAAGGUCGCGGUGUUAAGGACAGUUAAAAAUGUGUCGACCCCACUGUUUUCAAGGCCCUGGGGUUAUGCAGCAUUAUUGCGUAAAUUUGGCUCAUUGUUCCAGUGAAUGCUUUAGUGUAUACUAUAACCUAUAUAGUAUACUGCAAACAACGUCAUAGCAGAUACAGUACUUAACUGGUAUCAGGCAGGAGGAAUUCAACAUGUUUUCGUUAGAGAUAUCAGAGGGUCACAUUGACUCUCUGUGUAAUAUUGUGUAAUAUUAAAUGUCCAGACACAGAAUGAGCAUUUUACCUCAAUUUUACUUUAUUAUGAAUCAAACAAUUGAGCUGUUUUAUAUAAUUGUUGAGUAGCUGUGCAUUCCUUUAAGAAAGUUAUGUACAUUGAUUCAAACUUUAAAAAUGCACAUAUUAGAAAAUAUAUCAGUUAUUGUCUGUUGAAUAUAUGCACAUUUAUGAAGCAUAUUCUUCAAUGUAUUUAUAAAGUUAAGUAUAUGUAAAAUCAGUAAUAGCUGAUAUAUUUUCUAAUGUAUAUAUGCAAUAAAUAUUGAUGGCUAUAAGGAAAAAAAUAACUCCUGAUACUUAAAUUUAGUCUAUAUGAUCCAUUUCUCCUGGUCGAUACUUACAGAAACAAUUCAGUUUCAGUACCUUGGUGAAGAAGCUAAAAGGACGAUGCCCCAAUGAGGAUUUGAGCCCUCAACCCUCCGGUUACACAGCCAGUUCAUUAAUCGCACCACCACGCGGCUGCAUUCGCAGUAUGACGUCCGCUACAUUUUCUCAAGGGUCAUUUUAUACUCUCUUCAGUCUUCACCCUCCGAGGGUCACAGAAAGGAAUAAAGAAAAAGAGUAACCUGUGCAGAUUGCGUUCUGAUUGGCGGGGUUGCGAGCCAGGUGACUCGCAGUCUGAGGCGUGAAUGACAGGGGAGCGUCUGCAUGGUGAUGCUACUUCCCUGGCCCAGCUGCAGUGUGACAGCUGUGGAAAGCGGUGAAGCACCACCGAGGUUCUCUUUUAGCGGCUGUAGCGGUAUUGAUUUGUCAGGCUAUCGAACGCCCGUGUGAUGCGCAGCUUCGAGGGUGUAGCAGGCUCUCUCACCUUCCCCACCUGCAUCUGGCUCCACAGAUACAAAGCUACGGGAGGAACUAGAGGGAAGUUUCUCAAAUACUUUCUACCAAAUGAAUAGAAAACUGCUGAACCUCCAUGAGACAGUGAAUUAGGGAGAGGAACAGUAUUUAUGAAAAGGGACUUUCUGUAAAGGUGUUUGAGAGAGGACAUGACAGAGUGAUUUUUAAGAUGCCUUUUGUUUGUUUUUGUUUGUAAUUUCUUGUGUGGUCCAGGUCAUGUCAUGUCUCACAUUUCUUUUGUUGUGAUCCUGAGAAUUUCUGUACAUCUGUGGAUGUAGGGUUCCGUUUUGUUUAAGAACUUUUUUCUUUGAUGAAGCUUUCAAUAAAAAACACGUCAAAAACA
This is a messenger RNA of Anguilla anguilla (European eel), 11030 nucleotides long. RefSeq names its product RNA-binding motif, single-stranded-interacting protein 3-like. The transcript has 14 exons. The record is from RefSeq and is a predicted model, not a curated record. Gene Ontology annotation, cellular component: nucleus; cytosol; ribonucleoprotein complex. Gene Ontology annotation, molecular function: mRNA 3'-UTR binding; poly(U) RNA binding; poly(A) binding. Lineage: Eukaryota; Metazoa; Chordata; Actinopteri; Anguilliformes; Anguillidae. The coding region runs from base 1076 to 2320 and encodes 414 amino acids.